ACUGCUACCGCGGGCUGCGAGAGCCGGAAGAUGGCCGCGCCCUGUGCUCGGUACCCGCAGUGAGGCAGUCUUUUGGUACAAAGAAGCGCGGAAUGUCACUCUUCGGAGCUCAGGUGCUCGGGCACAUGUCGUGAGGCCGGAGCAGCUAGGGCCAGGCCGCCUCGGGACAUCCUGGAGCCUUUGGAAAGGUGGGUUACUCUGGCGUCUGAAGAGACAGCCCCCGAGCCCAGGCAGGCUAUGAAGAGCGACUCUUCGGCCUCUGCAGCCCCCCUCAAAGGACUCGGGGGGCUCCUGCGGAGCAGCGAGCCCGUGCGCUCCGGCCCGGCCUGUUCUCUCGCCGUGGAUCUGCUGGAGGAGGCAGCAGACUUCCUAGUGGUGCACCUGGACUUCCGGGCGGCGCUGGCGACCUGCGAACGCGCGUGGCUGAGCCUGGCCAGCGAAGGUCUGGCUGAGGAGCCCGCCGGCACCUCCUUGGAGGUGAAAUGCUCCCUGUGUGUUGUGGGGAUCCAGGCGCUGGCAGAAAUGGACCGGUGGCAGGAAGUCCUCUCCUGGGUCCUUCAGUACUACAAGGUCCCUGAAAAGCUACCUCCCAAAGUCCUGGAGCUGUGCAUUCUGUUAUACAGCAAGAUGAAAGAGCCUGGAGCCAUGCUGGAUGUGGUCAGUGCCUGGCUCCAAGACCCUGGUAAUCAGGACCUUCCAGAAUAUGGAGCCUUGGCAGAACUUCACCUGCAGCGGGUGCUGCUGCCUCUGGGCCACUUGUUGGAGGCUGAGGAGCUAGUGACUGGUUCUAUAGCCUUUGAUGAGGAGCAGCGGCUGGGUGGACUCCACGCCAUUCAUUCAGCGAGGCUGCGGCAGACACAGGAACACUCAGGCUCUCAGCAGACCCAGGAGCUAAACCAGGAAGGCUCUCUCUCCCACAAGUUCCAGUCACUACUGAUGUUGCUUCACCAGCUUUGGGACUCUGCAGUGAGUUACUUCUUUUGCCUGCCCUUCAAAAAGAGCCUCCUGGUUGCCUUGAUCCUCUGUCUCUUGGUGGUGAGGUUUGAUCCAGCUUCUCCUUCUUCCCUGCCCUUCCUCUACAAGCUGGCUCAGUUCUUCCAUUGGAUCCGGAAGGCCAGGUUUUCUCGCCUCUACCAGCUUCCCAUCCAUGACUGACUGGUCUUCCCCAUUGACCUUCACCCCUCUGUUCCACAUCUGCCACAACCAAAGCAGAGUUAGCAGUCCUCGAUGGCCUGUUCCCUGUUGCCAGCUGAGUACCACCUAAUUCUAGAAAAAGCUGAGCUACAGGUGACUGUCUUGGUGUCUGAGAGCCCUCCCUUUUGUACCCCACCCUGGCUGGCCUUGGUCCUGACCACUGGGAACAGAGGGAACACAACUCCUCAGGAAUAGCAUCUCCUGUGACCCAAAAGCCCUUCAUAAAGGAGGUGUUUGGGAACAGGAAGAGUGCCCAUGAAACAGUCCAUCCUGGCAAAGGCAGGGUGCUAUUCAGAGCGUUAAUGGGGCUGGAAGUUCAGAAAAACCCUAAUGGAAUGACCUUAGUUUUUUUUUUUUUUUUACUUCCUAGAAAAACUUAUUGUUGAAAUUGCUCCACUGGGCAGAAUCUUAUAAUCCAGAGUGAGAUCUGAGAGACCCUCUUUCUUCUCUCCUAUGUUCCUGUCCACAGAUAGGGCAUAAUUGUGUAUCAGUACACAGUUCGAUGUUCCUGCAGUAGGUUUGAAGCUGCUUGAGCCCUCUUACUGUUCUGACAGGGCACGACUUUUAGAGUCACCCAGGUGACUAUUAAAAGCAAAGUGAGCCUGCUCAGUGCUUAUCACUGGGUAAAGUGAUCUUGCUUGGUCCCUUUUGGUCUUCAUCUUGGUUUUCCAGAUUGUUAGUGGCCAUUACACUCGGUGUCUCUGCGCACUCUUUCCCUAUUGUCAGCCCCUUCCUUCUCCCCUGUGAACUUUGUCCCAUGACUGUUUCACCAGGUUCUGCCUGUAUCCUUGCUUCCAUGGUACACACCAUGGCAGGUUCCCCCUUUCUAUGUCCUGUUAUACUAGUUAUGCUCUAUUAUUUGUAUAAUGUCCAAGUUUUUCUGCUCAUGUGGCCUUGAAAAGUAGGCCAGCCCUGAGAAUGAUGAGCUGAAAAUGGAACUGGGUAAUCAGGUGAUCUUGAAGGCAUGGGUGGAGUUGGGCAGAGAAGGCUCAUGGGUUUUAAAAGCAGUGAGCAACAAAACCUUAAGGGAGGAGGCAUGAGAGCUUUAGCACUUGAGGAGUUGAAAUGGUUAGUGUUUUUCUCACAGAAUCUUACAUGUUUCUGUGUAAGUAAAUGCAGAGCACUGCUGUGCUGUCAGGAUGGGAAAAGGCUUCCAGCAGGGCCAGGCCUUUCCGUAGUUGAAGGCCAACCAAGUUCCCCCAUGCCGGGACCCUAGUCAGUGUUGAUGCCAAAAAUAUAGGAGGUGUUUACUAGCUUUUCUGAAAAGUUGGUUGAUUUUCUGGAUUUGUAAGCCAACAGAUUUUCUUUAGAAAAAGUAAAGUCCACAGACCCUUAGGAUUAAAUAUAAAUCCCUGGGGUGUGGCCCACUCUGUAAGAAACAAGUUUAUACUUUUUUAUGUGGGCUUAUAAAUAGAGUUUAGAAGACUGUGGGAGAGAAAGGGAGCUGAGUAAGGUUUGAGAUCCCUCUUUUGCAAGGCAUCUUAAAAUGAAAAUCUGGUCUCUUUCACUACCCUAGUUAAAACUCUAAUGGCGUCCCAUGCCCAUUCAGCUUCUUCAUGGAAUUUAAGGUCCCUGCCACUGGUUUUGGCUAACAGCUACUAUUGGAUGUGAGACCUCUGUUCCUAUAUACACCACCUGCUGGCUUCCUACCCAGUCAGUUUUCUGAGCAUGUAGUAACAUGCUCCCUCAGGCCUCUGUACCUUUAGCUCAUGCUAUUCCUUCCUGCUGGUAUUCCCAGAACUUGUUAUUUGCCUGGGUAGCUCCUUAGCCUUCCAGACUUACUCAAGGAUUACCUCUUGGGAAUACUUUCUGGACCUCCUUGCUUCUAGGCCCCUAUUUCUUACCUUUCUGCGGUAGUGACCUUCUGAUCAUGGAAUCCUUUGUUGCUUCCAGUAACUGAACUCCUUGAGGCUAAGGAGUGUGGCUUGUGGUAGUAUUUGGGAGUCAGGCUCAGGUCUCUGCUCUACCUCCUGUGUGAGUGUUGGAAAAUGAUUUAACCUUUUUCAGCCUCAGGUUCUCAUCUGUUCAUUCUUCUCAUAGGGAUUUCUGGAUGAGAAAAUGAGAUGUAUUUGUGAAGUGCUUAGAAUCUUACCCUGACGCAAAUAAGAGUUCCUGAGAGUGACUGCUGUCACCAAUACCAGCUAUAUCCCAGUGCCUGCUGAAUGCUUGGAGUUAGGAGGUGCUCAGAGGUAUUUAAAAGGAUAGAUUGAUAGAACUGACAUGACAAGAAGUCUGUGUGCUUUUGGUGAGCUGAUGGGGUUUGUGCUGUGAAAACCCUGCUUGUAAAGAAGACUUGAUUAUGCCCACCUCAUUUUUUACCCUCCCAUGAACGUUGUCAGCCAUUGUUCUGCUUGCAGGCUUUAGGCUCUAGGUCUUUUGUUUGUCCUGAGCUUUGCAGCACUGUUUGGUAACCAGCCCCAGCUCCCUACUUAGUCAGGUAAAGAACUUAGAACCAAAACUGCUCCUAUGACUUUGAUGUUUUCUAAGGCUGUGGGCUGGUACUCAUAUCAGUCUUCAACUCUGAGCUUAAUGAAGUCAAAAGUGAAGAGAUGAAUUCCUUGUUAAACUUAAACCUGCACUGUCCAAUCAAGUGGCCAUUAGCUAAAUGUUGCUUUGCAGCAUUUGAAAUGUGGCAAGUCCAUAUUGAGAUGUUCUAUAAUUAUAAAAUACUGUAAUUAUACUGCUUUUCAAAGAUCUAGUACUGAAAAAAAAUGGAAACUCAAUAAUUUUUUAUAAUGAUUGCAUGUUGAAAUGGUAAUAUUUUGGAUAUAUUGGGUUAAAUAAAAUCAAUUAAAAAUAA
Oryctolagus cuniculus (rabbit) is the source of this 3994-nucleotide messenger RNA. RefSeq names its product peroxisomal biogenesis factor 26 (gene PEX26). Gene Ontology annotation, molecular function: protein-containing complex binding; ATPase binding. Gene Ontology annotation, biological process: protein import into peroxisome membrane; protein import into peroxisome matrix. Lineage: Eukaryota; Metazoa; Chordata; Mammalia; Lagomorpha; Leporidae. Gene Ontology annotation, cellular component: peroxisome; peroxisomal membrane. The record is from RefSeq and is a predicted model, not a curated record.